AUGUCCUAUACUGAAGAGUCUGAAGAGCCGCCAUGGAAAGUACUUCGCAAACAUCAACGAAGGGAGACCAACAAGAAUAUCCACAAGGAUGAGAAGGCAACCAGCUCUGAUGGACUUCUUGACUACUACUCUGCAUGGGCACUUGCAGAUGAAGAGGAAGAGGCGUUCUACACCUGCUGGGAUGAAGCUGAGAAAAUGAAAUCCCAUGAAGACUAUGGAGGUGAGGUAGUUGAGUCAGAAAAUGAUGCACUUGACGACCAAACAAUCAGCAAGAAGUUGGCUGAAUCUCAGGCAGCUUGGGAGGCUCAAGAGACGCAAGAGCUGACUCCAGAACAAUUGUCGCAAACCCUGCUGGACAUUGCAGAGCCUUUGGAGGCAGCACCAAAAGACAAGAGUGCUGGAGAAGCGCAGCAAACACUAGACCCCCUUCAGCAAACACAUGGCAACACCUCAGCAGAAGGACGCACUCAAGACAGUGACGCAGGCAAGACUUUUUCUACAGCUCCAUGGCGGCAAGGCUCCAGUGAAGCUGCAUUACCACAAAGCUCCGGAAACUCAGACCAACCAGCACAAGAAUGGCAGAGUUCAUGGCAGGGUGGAAGCUGGUCGGAGGUUGCAGAGACACAGCAUGCAUGGCAAGAUGGCAGCUCAUGGUUGCAAAGUGACGAACACCAAGCAUGGCAAGCACAGCAAGAUGGCUGGUCGGAACACCAUGGUUUGCAAGAUGACAGCUCAUGGUGGCAGAGUGACGACACAGGCCAAACAGAGGAUGAUGGCAACUUGAAUGGCUAUGCUGAAGAGAUUGGUGAGAGGCAUGAUGUGGCUGCUGAAAUUGAAGGUGGCGUGGCUCGCAUGUUUUCGGUGAUACUGCAGGCUACAUUGCCUUUCUUUCGAGGAUACAUUUGGGGCGAUACUUUGAUUUACACAACUAUGCUUUAUUUUCUUGCAGACGAAGCUGCGUUGAAGAUGGCAAGUGAUGCUAAGGGAUCGUCUGGCUUUAAGCCAUGCAUCAAAUGCAACAAUUGCGUUGCCCGAGGCAAUGCCCUGGAUGGUUUUUAUUCAAUUGAAGAAGAUGAUUUUUUAAACUUUGUGAAUGCCCCAGACCCUGAUGUCAUUCAGAUUCAGCAGCACCUGGCACGAUUGUCCGAAGAGUCUACAAAGGCAAGGCUGCGUGAGGCUGAAAAAUUGUCAGGCUGGAACCUGAACCGAUCUAGCUGGAUGUGGUCUCCUGAUCUCUGGGCUUUGUUGAAGCCUAGCUGCUUUAUUUAUGACAGUAUGCAUGUCAUGUGGUCCAACGGAAUCUGUAAUCAAGAACUGGGCUACUUUUUUUCAGCUGCUUGUAGCAAAGCUGACUUGAAAAGAUCCCACUUGGAAGAGUUCAUGAAAGCCAACUGGGAGAGAUCUAUGAACAUUGGAAGCGAACUGGCGCCUUCAAGCUUACCAUCCUUGGUGAGCUCAAAACUUCUAAAGAGUGAUUGGCAAGAUUACCGAGGCGAUGCUACACAAACAUUGAUGUUGAUGCCAUUGAUGACCUACUUUGCCACCGCAUGUAUGGGUGGGCAUGAAUCGCUUCAAGCUGAGAUUGAGUCACUUGUGGCUCUCAAUGCAAUCGCCCACAAGCUUCUAGCUGCCAAGAUAAACCCUCAAAAGGCUCAGGGAUUGAUUGCUUUGCAACAGCGGCAUUUGCAAUCCUUCAGAGAAGCCUAUGGCCCCAGCUACAUCAGGCCAAAACAUCAUUAUGGAUUCCACAUUGAGGAGCAAGUGGUUUCGCUAGGACUGUUGACAGAUUGCUUUCCAACUGAGCGCAAGAACAAGAAGUUCAAAAGCUAUUUGGCUCCCAUGGUGAAAAGAUUGGAAGACUUUGAGCAGUCCAUCCUUUUGCGAUGGAUGGAACAAGACCUCAUGGAAUUGCAAAACCUGGACUUGACUUCAGGCUUGGAAGGGACAUCAGUGCAAGAGGGAGGGUACACUUUCUCUUCGUGUCUACGCCAUGGUCUCCUGAAGAUAAAGGCUGAUAAUCUGCUGUUUUUUGAAGAAGCUGAUGCCGCUUGCUUGGUUGUGUGUGCUAUCAAGCACAAGGAGACGCUCAAAGUGAUUGCCCGGUCUUUGUGCUUGGAUGAGCAUGGCCCCAACAAGUGUUGGUCUACAUGGACCAUGGAGGAUAAAUAUGUUUCUGUGCCUUUGCCUGAGGCAAUGAAUGCCACAAGAACAUCUUUCCAUUCCAUUUGUGACCGCAAAGUCGUCAUGCUUCGCUGA
This is a messenger RNA of Durusdinium trenchii, 2256 nucleotides long. The record is from the annotation of a GenBank genome assembly. NCBI's taxonomy places the organism in Eukaryota, Dinophyceae, Suessiales, Symbiodiniaceae.